Molecule: messenger RNA, 1999 nt
Organism: Papaver somniferum (opium poppy)
Lineage: Eukaryota; Viridiplantae; Streptophyta; Magnoliopsida; Ranunculales; Papaveraceae
Product: glucan endo-1,3-beta-glucosidase 11-like
Exons: 4
Coding region: 420-1700 (426 amino acids)
Biological process (GO): carbohydrate metabolic process
Cellular component (GO): plasma membrane
Molecular function (GO): hydrolase activity, hydrolyzing O-glycosyl compounds
Source: RefSeq, a predicted model, not a curated record
CCCUCCUCCUGGGACUGGGUACCAAAUACCAAGUUAAGUCAAAAUACUACUGGUGAACCAACUGAUCAUGAAGAAGAAUGCCGAUUCCCGAGUCAAGAAUAGUUAUUCCAACAUGUGUAGCAUCGGGCUCUGACUCUCUAUCUCUCUAGAUGAUGAUGAAACAAACAACAACUUCCCUGAUCCUAUAAUUACAAUUUACAACAACCGUCUGUCCAUCCAUUCAAGAUUCCAUUUAUUAGUAUUACUAUUACCCACACACACUGACACUACUCUUCUUCUACUGCUACUACUACUCUCUCUCCCUCCCAAGUAGGUAGAGCUAGCCUGAAGAACAUCAUCCUCCCUACCUUGUGCUCAUCAUCUCUCUAUAAUCCAAGUUUGCAAAAGGAAAUCAUCAAAAGAUCAAUUAAAUAUCAUCCAUGGAGACUAGAUUUAUUAUUCUUUCCAUUUCAGUGGUAAUUUUGGCAUUGUUGCCGGCGGCGAAAUUCGUUGCCGCUUCUAACUCAGUAGUGGGAAUCAACUACGGCCAGAUCGCAAACAAUCUACCACCGCCAGAGAAAGUUGUACCUCUCUUCAAAUCAAUCGGAGUCAACAAAGUGAAGCUAUACGACGCAGAUCCCAGAGUACUCAAAGCAUUUGCAAACACCGGCAUUGAGUUUGUCGUCGGACUCGGAAACGAAUACUUGGCCACCAUGAAAGAUCAGGCCAAAGCCGACGCCUGGGUCAAAACAAACGUCCAGUGCUACUUGCCGGCUACAAAGAUCACUUGCAUCACCAUCGGAAAUGAGGUUCUGACAUUCAACGAUACCUCGCUGACAAACAGUCUCUUGCCGGCGAUGCAGAACAUUCACACUGCAUUGGUCACAUUAGGACUAGACAAGAAGGUGACCGUCACGACAGCGCAUUCUCUGGGUGUACUCGAGACAUCCUACCCACCUUCUUCCGGUGCUUUCAGGAAAGAUCUGCGCGGCUGCGUGAACGAGAUCUUGAAAUUUCAUGAAACGACGGGAUCCCCUGUGUUCAUCAAUGCGUAUCCGUUUUUCGCUUACAAGGCCAAUCCAAAGAUUACGCUCGACUACGUUUUAUUUCAGCAGAACCAGGGGAUUGUAGAUCCUAACACCAAUUUGCAUUACGACAACAUGUUGUUCGCACAGCUCGAUGCUGUUCACCAGGCUAUGACGACAAUGGGUUACAAGAGAGUUCAGGUGCUGAUUUCCGAGACCGGCUGGCCUUCUAAAGGGGAUGAAGAUGAGGUUGGAGCCUCGCCGGAGAAUGCGAUGAAGUACAAUAACAACUUGAUGAAAUUGUUGUCGCAGAAGAAAGGAACACCAAUGAGGCCUAACUGUGAUCUCAGUGUGUAUGUUUUUGCAAUGUUCAAUGAGAAUUUGAAGCCUGGACCACUCUCCGAGAGGAAUUACGGAUUGUUCAAGCCUGAUGGUACUCCGGCUUAUCAAUUGUCCUCGCUGACCAGUAGUAGUUCUACCAGCAGUGGAAGUCACGGCAACAACAACAACAACGGCAACAGUACCAGCAUUAUUGGCGGCACAGGCGGAGAGGACGGAGGACCGGCUAGUUACUUAUCCUUCUCAUCUAGCACGAAAUUGGGUCAUGGAAGUUACAUCAUAUACUUUCAAGUGAUGCUUUUCGCUUGCGUAACGUAUGCACUUUGGAGAGCUGAUGACAGUACUUCAAGGCACUAAUUCAUUUCUCAGUAAUGGUAAUUUAUAAAAAUUUCAAUGGUGAAGGGAGAGAAUCAAAGGAGGCUUCAAAGCAAGGGAAAGGAUGAAGGUGGGGAGUGGAUAAAUAAACGCAAGGUUAGUGUAGUGAUUAGGUUUUAGAUUAAGUUCUGGCAUAUUAAUUAUUUCUUGUAUUGAUUUAUUUCAUAAAUGAAUGGAUUUUGUGUAGCAAUAGACACAGAUUAGUGUCUAUUUUUGUUUUGUAUUAUUACCAUUAGAAAGAAUCACUUUUUAUGAAAUAUUUGAUCAUCUUCUUCAUGGAA